Aspergillus glaucus CBS 516.65 is the source of this 1421-nucleotide messenger RNA. Its product is annotated as putative aminotransferase. Lineage: Eukaryota; Fungi; Ascomycota; Eurotiomycetes; Eurotiales; Aspergillaceae. Gene Ontology annotation, biological process: biosynthetic process; amino acid metabolic process. Gene Ontology annotation, molecular function: pyridoxal phosphate binding; transaminase activity. The coding region runs from base 126 to 1421 and encodes 431 amino acids. The transcript has a single exon. The record is from RefSeq and is a predicted model, not a curated record.
GGGCGAUUAGGGUUGCCGAUACUCCACCGUACCACCGUUAAUAUCCGAAUUUGAUAAGUAGCCGCUCUUCUUAAUCUCACUUCCUACAUUUCACCUCUACUGCAUCCACCAACUAACAGAACAACAUGGCUGAAUCAAACAUGUCGCAGCGAGCCGGUCAGGCCGUCGAAUCAGCAAAACAAGUCCCUUGGCACGUCAUGUCCGAUACAUGGUCUCCCGCCACCAACCCCAACGGCUAUGUCAACGUCGGCGUCGCGGAGAACAUGCUGAUGCACGAUACGCUGCUGGAGUAUAUCAACACAAAACUCAGUCUCCCAGCAAAAUAUCUUACUUACCAUGACGGCGCGACGGGGUCAGAUCGUCUCAGACGCGCUAUCGCGGGUUUCCUGAAUAAGCAUUUUCAACCGGCUCAUCGCGUGGUUAGCGAUCAUUUGGCUGUGACUAACGGUGUUUCCUCGGCUAUUGAGCAUGUCUCGUGGGCAUUUGCGGAUCCGGGCGAGGGGAUUCUCCUGGGAAGACCGUACUACGGAACGUUCAUCCCCGAUAUGUCGCUCCGGCCUAGUACGGCGGUUAUCCCCGUUGAGUUCCAGGACUGUGAUCCAUUCAGCCUCGAAGCUGUGGAUCGAUACGAGAAGGCGUUGCUCAAUUUCCAGGAGAAGUCCGGUCGACGAGUCCGCGCGCUGAUGCUCUGCCACCCGCAUAACCCGCUGGGACGGUGUUAUCCCCGCGAGUCUUUAAUUAAGUUGAUGCGACUGUGUCAGAAGUAUCAGAUGCAUUUAAUCAGCGAUGAGAUCUAUGCCAUGUCUGUGUGGGAGAAUACAGUUGAUGAGUUGCAGACUCCUCCCAUGCCGUUCGAGUCUGCUCUUUCGAUUGAUACGACCGGUAUCAUCGACCCGGCUUUCGUGCAUGUGCUAUGGGGUAUGAGUAAGGAUUUCGGGGCAAACGGCUUGCGACUGGGCGUAAUCGUCUCACAGAACAAUACGGAUCUUCACAUGGCAUUAAAGGGUGUGACCUUGUACAGCUAUUCCUCCUCCGUCUCAGACCAUCUGGCUUCCAUAAUCCUAGAAGACCAUGACUUCACCGACCGCUAUAUCCAGCAAAAUCGACAGAAACUCUCCGAAUCCUACGCAUUUGCUGUCCAAUUACUCAAGAACAACGGCAUCGAGCACGCUGCCGGUGGCAACGCCGCGUUCUUCCUCUGGAUCGAUCUGGGUCGGAAAUAUCGUGAGGUACACCCGGAUGAGCCCGAGGAUUCCGAUGUUGGUGAUAAGGUGAUGGCAGCGCUUAUGGAGAAGAAGGUGUUUGUAUCGAGUGGGGCUUUGUUCGGGUCAGAACAUAGUGGAUGGUUCCGGCUUGUGUUUUCGCAGCCGCGGGAGUAUAUCGAGGAGGCGUUGCGGAGGGUCAUGUUGGCGAUGGAAUAA